AUGUUUCACGAGUCUCUUAUGGAGUUUGAGGAGUCGCUUUCCCUUGUAGCCCCCUCAAAUGACCUCAUGCUUACCAGUUUAGACUUGAGAGUUGAUUUGAACAGAUUUUCAGAUGGAGCCACGGAUUCGAUCUCCGAGUCGGUCCUCCUUGACAAAUUCGCCAGUUAUGACUAUGACUCAGAUACAAUCAACACGUGCAGUAGCUGUGGAACACUUUUUGGAGGCUCUACUAAGAAAUGCUGUGAGAAGUUCAUCGCCUCCCAGAAAGCCGGCUUUCUGUCGGAAUUGGAGAAGUUCUACUGGAUAUCGUUUUUUGAAAACCCAUACAAAACCAUUGUGACGCUUCCAAAUUACACAAUGAUGGCUUUCUUGCAGACUGGCGUGCCAUUCCAGCUCGUGCCUCUUGUGUGGGAGAAGUUGAUUUUGAUAAACCAGGCAAACCAUAGUGGAAUCCCUGGUGUGUCUAAGCAAAUCUUCAAGAACUUCCAGCACUCAUACAAUAGAGAUAUUUCCAAACAGAUCAACAAGGAUUUGUCCAGAACAUUCCCUGCUGUGGAGUUUUUCCAAAAGAAGGAGACUAUUGACGAUCUUCUCACCGUUUUGAACGUCUAUGCCAACUACGACUUGGAGCUUGGCUACUGUCAGGGUCUCCUUUUUUUAGUUGGAACACUAUAUUUCCAGUUUAGACAGCUGGAGUUGACGUUCCAUGCAUUGUGCAAGAUAAUGGAAUGUGAGCCUGAAUUGCGUGGUAUCUUCGUUCCUGCUACCAUGUCUUCAACCCUCGACAAGUGGUUUGAAGAGUUCGUCAACAUACUCUGCAGAGUCGACCCACAGCUUGCGAGCCACCUCACGUCUUUCUGUGAUUGCAAGGUGUUCUUGUACCAAUGGUGGCUUUCCAUUCUGUUGAUCCACACUCCAGGAUUGGCCGUCAACAACCGCAUCGUGGACUUCUGCAUGAUGGAGGGCUGGAAGGUUGGUAUUUUCAAGAUCUCCAUUGGCCUUCUUCUCAAGAACAGACCCAUUCUUAUGUCCUUUGGCGAAGGUGACGAGGAAGUCGUAUACCAGCAUCUUUUGAACGAGUCUAAAUGGGGAAAUGCAGUGAACAACUUGACAUCUUUCUUUGGCGAUUUGCUCUUGUCCUGGGACGAGCUGUUGUUUCUGAAUGUCAACUGUGCUGCUCCACCGCAACAGCUUUCGCCAGUCAAGAAGAGUCACAGGCGUACAACUUCGUCUGUUCUUGAUAUGCUCAAGAACUUAUCUAUUCCAUCACUGACCUCUUCGCCGCUCUCUAGUGGACCAAACUCGGCAUCUUCCUUGAGCUCAAACGAUUCUCUCACCAAGACUCGUGGAAACCGGCUGACAUCGUCCGUUUUCUCCACCAGAACUGACCAUGACUCCAUCUACUCAGAUGUGGGCAGUACAUACUCUGAACGGUCUCAUAACGACAGUUUGAAGGUUCCUGGCUGGAAAUUGUCACACGAAAGUCUCAGCGAUAUGGAUGCACGGUCACUUCUGUCCAGAAGCGCAGAGGACGAUUUGAUUCUGGAAAAUCAAAUGUUGAAGUUCUACCUUAAAAAGGCAUAUGGACAAUUACAAGACGAGGUUUUGAAGGAGGAAAUCAGAGAAGCACUUGAUAUUGAUUUGGGCACAUAG
Messenger RNA from Sungouiella intermedia, 1653 nucleotides. NCBI's taxonomy places the organism in Eukaryota, Fungi, Ascomycota, Pichiomycetes, Serinales, Metschnikowiaceae. The record is from the annotation of a GenBank genome assembly.